AUGUACAAAUUAUUCUUGGUAUUGUAUGUAUAUUAUUCAUAUCUUUUGGUUGCAAAUGCUUGUCAGAAUCCAGAGCCACAGUCUUUAGUCUAUGCAAAUGGCAUGUCCAAUCUGUCGCCAAACGAUCCGUUGCUUUCUUCUGUAAAUAAGAAUGCCAAUGUCACUGAUUGCAUGGCAAAAAUUUUCACCGACAGCCAUACGUACGAUUCAAUCCACAAGUUUGUCGACGAUUCUAUCCACAAGUUUGUCGACGAUUCUAUUUGGGAAUAUCUUCGCACAAAACUUGGCAAUCUUACCGAUGGUAAUCCAACACAGAGCACAUGUCCUAGCCUUGAUUCGUGGGCAACUAGUUGCGGAGUUUCUUCCAAAAUUCUGUGCGAGCUCAUAUCUCUCAACAAUACAUACGGAAACUAUGGCGUAAAAGUGUGCCCAAAUGCAAUCCAAAUUGCUUACGCUGGAUUUGGGAUUCUUGACAUCUCCUUUUACUUGGAGGCCCAAAGCUGUCCCGAAUCUUACAGGGUCAUCAUUAACAAAAAUUCGGAUCAUGCAAAGAUCGUCUCCGCUGAAAAACUGUUAAAUAUGAUCCAAAACAUUGUAUCUCUGACAAAGGCCUCAAGGACAGCAAAUCCAAACAAAAAGUGCAAUUGCAACUCAGUUGAGCACAUUUUGUUCGACAUCGCUUCUGGAGUGUUUUACUCAAAUAACUCGGUGUUUUUUAUCUGCAAUCCAAUCAUCAUCAUUGACGGAAAAAACAAUCUCAAACUGCUAAUGGGCAAAGACUAUGUUUACAAAAUCCCCAGUGCCGAUGUUGAGAAUGUUUUCUUUUUACAGUCCUUUUUUAGAAUACCGGGCUCUGCGCUAUAUUUCGAUCGGAUCCGGAAUAUUUCAUUGGACAUGGAUUGUUCGGUAAUCAAAGACAGUAAUUUCUUUUUCGUUAAGCGAAACCCGGAUGGCAAAAUGCGAUUAUACAUUUCGCAACCCCUUGUCAUGUCAAGUGGUGUUUCUCCGCGCACUUCCUAUGAACGGCCAUCGUGUGAACUCGAAUCUGUUCAGAUUUGUCCCCGUGAGUUUGUUAUUCAUGCCUCCAUAAAGGGCCGGCCAGGCUCUUAUAUCAGUAUUUACGUUUCGAUCACAAGGGGAAACCGCAAGAUGUUAAAUCUAUUAACCAAGGUUUUAUAG
Molecule: messenger RNA, 1179 nt
Organism: Mitosporidium daphniae
Lineage: Eukaryota; Fungi; Microsporidia
Exons: 1
Coding region: 1-1179 (392 amino acids)
Source: RefSeq, a predicted model, not a curated record